Helianthus annuus (common sunflower) is the source of this 939-nucleotide messenger RNA. RefSeq lists its product as uncharacterized. The transcript has 2 exons. Lineage: Eukaryota; Viridiplantae; Streptophyta; Magnoliopsida; Asterales; Asteraceae. The record is from RefSeq and is a predicted model, not a curated record. The coding region runs from base 1 to 939 and encodes 312 amino acids.
AUGAGUAAAGUAGCUUCCAUGGGGCAUGGAUAUACGGGACCUUCCUACCAUCAAGUUUGUGUAAAUUUAUUGAAAGAUGCUAAGCAAUCUGUGAAACUUAUAAUUGAUUCUUAUAGAGAGCAAUGGGCCGAAAAAUGUUGCACUAUAAUGAGUGAUGGAUGGAGAGACAUUAGACAAAGAGCUCUAAUUAAUUUUUUGGUUUAUUGUCCAAUGAGAAUUUUAUUCAUCAAAUCUGUUGAUGCUUCUGAUAUUGAGAGCAACGCUGAAAGUUUAUGCAAAUUGUUUAGUGAAAUUGUUGAGAUUGCUGGUUCCAAGAAUAUUUUUCACUUGGUCACUGAUAAUGCUGCAAAUUACAAAGUUGCGGGAAGAUUAUUAUGUGAUAUAUAUCCAAUGAUUUCUUGGUCUCCUUGUGCAGCUCACUGUAUAAAUUUGAUCUUGAAGGAUGUUUCAAAACUGGAAGAUGUGUCUACUUUGAUACAACUUGCAUCACGAAUUACAGUUUUUAUCUACAACCAUAAGUGGCCUCUAAAUUGGUUGAGAAAAAGACUCGGUUGCAAAGAAAUUAUCCGUCCUAGGGCCACCCGAUUUGGCACAUCAUUCAUUGCAUUGAAGAGUUUACAUGAUCAUAAGCAUGAUUUGCACGCUUUAGUAACCUCUAUUGAUUUCAAGAAGAUGUUUAAAGUGACUGAAUCUAGCGAUGUGAAACAAACUAUCUUAGAUGAGAAGUUUUGGGAUAAUUGUUUUAUAACGGUUCAGGUGACGAGUCCUAUCUUGAGACUUUUACGUUUCUGUGAUUCCGAUGAAAAGCAUUCAUUAGGUUACGUUUAUGAAGGCCAAGAAUUCAACGAAGAGGAUAAUGUGGUUCAAGUUGAUGAUGUUAUUAAUGUUGGUGAUGGCGAUUUUGAUGAUGAUGAUUCGGAUUCGCUAGAUGAUUGGUAG